Hyla sarda is the source of this 2300-nucleotide messenger RNA. It is a transcript of the gene CHAD, whose product is annotated as chondroadherin. Lineage: Eukaryota; Metazoa; Chordata; Amphibia; Anura; Hylidae. The coding region runs from base 393 to 1475 and encodes 360 amino acids. Gene Ontology annotation, cellular component: extracellular matrix. Gene Ontology annotation, molecular function: protein binding. The transcript is spliced from 4 exons. The record is from RefSeq and is a predicted model, not a curated record.
AUAAAUAAACGAAGGAAAAAUGAUUGUAUAUUUCUCUCAAGUCUAACAAAAAUAAGGUUAAAAGCGGACCCGAGAUCAGAUAUCCAGAGGAAAGGGCGGGAACGAACAAGCUCUGAACGUUGUUAGCUUUGCAAUGCUAAAAUUCUUCAAACAUUUUUAAGCCUCUCGAAGAGAACUUCUUUUAACAGGUACUUCUCAGUUCACCACCUUGGGAUUCAAAAGGUUCACAUUCUGCUUCUCAUAGUGGGUUAACUUCACACUCACCUCCCAAAAUCUGCCUAGUCCACAUCACUGUUUGGCGCAGACUCUUUUUUUUAUUUUUUUAUUUAAUAUGAUAUAAAUAGGCUUGUGUGUGAAGGUCUCGCUCACACUGCCAGCGCUCUGUGCUCGCUAUGGAACACCUCCGUUUCUUUCUCGUUCUAAGCAUACUAGCUACGGCAUUCCCAUUUCUGAAGGCAUGUCCCACAAACUGUCACUGUCAUGGAGGAGACCUGCAGCAUGUCAUUUGUUACAGCUCGGGGUUAACUAAGCUUCCAAAGAUAUCGGAGCAAACUCGUCUGCUAAACUUACAGAAAAAUUCCUUUCCGGUUCUAGCUCCCAACUCAUUCAAAGAAAUGAAAGGUCUGGUGUCCCUGCACCUGCAGCACUGUCAAAUACGAGAGGUUUCCAAUGGAGCAUUUCGAGGUCUUAAGAAGUUGGUCUAUCUGUAUUUAUCCCACAAUGAUAUCAGUGUGAUAGGUACUGGUGCCUUCGAUGAACUGUCUGAGCUCACCUAUUUAUAUAUGGACCACAACAAAAUCCUCGAGAUACCCAAAGGACUGCUGUCGCCACUUUUAAAUCUUUUCAUCUUUCAAAUGAACAAUAACAAGGUGCGGGAAGUGAAAGCAGGGACCUUUACUGGUGCCAAGGACCUGCGGUGGCUGUACUUGUCUGAGAAUGAGAUCACCACCAUGCAUCCAGGGUCUCUGGAUGAAGUAGAGAACCUGGCCAUCUUCCACAUACAAGGAAACCAGCUGAGUACUUACCCACUAGCUGCUGUUAGCAAGCUGAGGGUAGUCGAGGACUUCAAGAUAUCGCGAAACCCAAUUAAAGUCAUCCCUGACUAUGCUUUCCAGUCCUUUGGCCGAUACAUGGAGUCGCUGUCCUUGGACCACAUGGGUCUGGAGAAGUUUUCAGAAAAAGCAUUCGUUGGAGUUACAACCCUGAAGACGAUUAAUAUUGAAGGAAACAAGCUAAGCCAGCUUCCUGCCAACACCCCAUUUUCUAACUUGCAAAAUUUGACACUGGCAAAUAAUCCUUGGCACUGUUCCUGCCAACUGGCAGCUGUGAGAAGAUGGAUGGACGGUAGCCGCUCCCGCCCAGACGCCACCUGCGCAAGCCCAGCCCAGUUUCGGGGACAACAGAUAAAAGACACAGGAGCUUUUCGUGGCUGUAAACAACCAACAAAGAAAUCUCGAAAGGGAGACCGUCAUUAAAGAGGUAUCCUGACUGUAUGACUAGAAGACCGCUAGAUUAAAUGGCACCUAAUGGCGAUCUUGAUGACUGUGAUGCGGAUGACCUGCAAACUACUGACAUAUAGGACCUUCAAGAACUCUUCUCAUUUUGACUGGAGUCCUCUCAUAUGUCUACAUCUGCCAUUCUGAACCUGCGUUUACCAAGCCACACCAUUCUGUCUGCAUGUACUAAUGUGAUCAGCUAAAAACCAUUCUAAUUGUAAACUACAUACAAUAUAUAAACAUUUAUCACAGAUAAUCAAUACAUUAAAGCUGAGACAUUCUAGAAAAAUCAAGCAUACAUGUUACAAACUAAAAGUAAACCUAAUCGCUAAUAAUCAUAAUAAUAUAUAGAAAAUGUAACAGUACUGGCGUAUGAGCCAUAUAUACGACAAACACGCUAUAAUAACAACUAUAAGUAACACAACUAAAGUCCAACGACUAUUGUUCAUCAUUAAUACAAUUAACUAUAUUGAAAUGCUGACUUGAGAACCCAGAAAUGGAAGGGUGCUCCAAAGCUACAUCAUGUACAGUGAGUAACCUAAUACAUACAUACACACAUAUAUAUAUAUAUAUAUGUAUACACAUAUAUAUAUAUAUCUAUAUCGUAUGUCAAAGUUUCUGAAUAUGGUCUGUAAAAUGUAAAGCUGUUUACUAUAAAUGAAAAAAAGGAUUUGAGUGAGUUGAAAUGAGAAAAAUAAAGGUUUUGUGUGUCUCAUAUCCAUGUUAAGUGCAUGUUAAACCUUAUAUGAUGUGUUUUUUCCUACUGGAUCCAUUUGUGUUAUUAGGAAUAAAAUACAUUUCCAG